AUGAGUUUCCAGAACUGUACACUCCAGUGCGCGGAUCCUGGUAAUGGCGAGUCAUACUGGGUAUCAUUCGAAGAGAAGAGCUUCUCCAAGGGAGAUGAUUUCAAAGUGUACAGUGGCAGGAUGAACGGCAUCGGUCCGAAAUCGGGAGACAAAUGCGUUGUCAAGGUCUUCAGACGAGGCAAGGGGACGGAGAACAUGUGCCGCUGUGAGGUGAAGAAAUGCCAGCAAGCCAAGACAGUGGCAAAAGCAUUUAACAAUUUGAUGCAGGAGAAGAAAGUCAGAAUUAAGUUCACGACACUCUACUGGGCUCAAAUGGAUGAAGUUUCCAAGAUCAAACAGCUGUUUUUUAGCGGAGAGCGGAAGCUGAGCACCGAAGAAACUGUGCUGUUUGAGGAUGAUCUGCGUGUCAACGAGGAUAAACCAGGGAAACACAGAGAGCUGACCCUGUUCAUGGACUGCCAGGGAAAGAAGAAACAUUGCAUUGCUAAAGAUCUGGAAGCAUUUGCACAUUUCACAUACCACUUGUCCAACGGGCAGCAUGUGCUGUGUGGAUUGGAUGGUAUUCAAGAUGAAGAGGGAUUUUUCUUGAAGACGCCAGUAAUUCAUUCCAGAGGGCAGCAGUAUGGAAGUAGCGAUCGCGGUCUGCGGGGUAUUUUAGAGGUGUUUGGUAAUCAUGUGUGUAACGAUUUCUGUAAAGAUAUGAUGAAACCAAAGGAGGAUAUCAAUCAUUGUACAGAGAAGAUUAUUCAGAAUGGGGUAAAUGGAGAGUGCUGCACAACUCACCCUUCGAUUGUCCUAGAGCAAGAUUACGGAUGUCCUCAGAUUGUAAGUUUCUCUCAUCGCCGACCUCUAGAACGUCAGGAUUCUGUCAUUUCCAGAGGAUCAGUCCUCAGUGACUACCCAUUAACCAUGAUGAAACAGGGAUCCAACGCAUCAGAAGUCACUGAAAGUUUCUCGGGUUACCUAGAGCCCUCUGCACCAGUUGCAGAAUGCAGUGAAGUCAUGUUUGAGCCUACUCCACCACCCUAUUCUUCUGUCCAGGUUGCUAAUUGGCUUCUCCAUGAGUAUGCCCAAAACAGUUUCAUCAAUUGCACCCCAUUCGAACCAUUGCCUCCUGCAAGGACAAGCUUUGAAAGUGGGUUGGGAGCCAGUAUAGUGACACCGAGUGAAAGAUCCAGCCUUAGAGGCAUCAGCAUGGACUUGAAUGCCAAUUUCCCAGAAGAAGAUGCAGAUACUUCCGGUGUGUCUACAAGCGGUUGUUUUGAGGACUGCGAUGGAAGAGCUGCGAGUGUUCAGUGUGACAAAAAACGGGUACGCUUCAGUCUUUCUGGUGAAGGUAAUACUUCCACAGCUCCAUCAGACAGUGCCAUCUCUGUCGAUAGCGAAAGUCCCACAGGAUAUUCAGCAAUGACCAGUGGAGUUAGCAGUGAAAGGGUCCCAUUGCAUCGUUUUGUGAGAUAUCCUUCUGAUCGUUCUUUCAGCCAUACUGAUUCUCAAGAUUUCUCUGAUUCGUUCCAGCUAUUCAAUGCUGAUUGGGCCACACCAAUUUGUGGGACUGUUGAUGCAACUGCCAAUCAUAACCCCAGACACCACCAGUACCUUCCAGAAAGUCCUCCAUCGUAUAUUGACUCAGAAAUGGCCACUGCCUGGUGGAUUAUGCGGAGGGAAUGUAUCUCAGAGAAUCUGACAGUGAACACAUUCACCCACACAGACAAUGGGCAUGCAAGCAUGGCUGUGACCAACGGUGUUCACAAUGCCAUGGUUUCUAGUGUUGAAACGAUAACCUCUGCACAAAAGAAGAGUCAGCCUCAACAAGUUUCAGAACCCAAGUCUUCCUAG
Molecule: messenger RNA, 1839 nt
Organism: Candidula unifasciata
Lineage: Eukaryota; Metazoa; Mollusca; Gastropoda; Stylommatophora; Geomitridae
Source: the annotation of a GenBank genome assembly